Messenger RNA from Anopheles darlingi, 1100 nucleotides. RefSeq lists its product as uncharacterized. NCBI's taxonomy places the organism in Eukaryota, Metazoa, Arthropoda, Insecta, Diptera, Culicidae. The record is from RefSeq and is a predicted model, not a curated record. The transcript has 6 exons. The coding region runs from base 1 to 1032 and encodes 343 amino acids.
AUGCCUCGCCGCAAACCUAUUACAAAGCUGGGGGUAUUUGGGAAGUACGAUUUGAAUCCAGAAAAGGCAGUGGAAAACUAUUUCGAAUCCAAAUUCAACAGUAAAUUUUAUACCAAUGUCCCCGGUUGGGAUGUGGCACGCAAUGGUUUCGAGCUCAAGGGCAUCCACAAUGAUCGAGAGUACAUGGAGAUCAGUAAGGAGCAGCACCGGAUGCGUGAACAAUCGCAACGCCAAGCCGCCAUCAACAGACGUCGACUACAGCAAACGAACCAACUACUGGAACAGAUGCGCGACGAGUUCGUCGAGCUGAAUGAUUUUCUAAAAGAUUGCGAAAUGAAAGAAAAUAACGCGCUCGAUACGGUUCAACGGGAGCAGGAGAAGCACGAGCAGUACGGCAAGAAAAUAGCACAACUCGAGGAAGAUAUAGAGAAGCUAGAUGGUUUUGUGCUGAAAUACGAGAAAACGAUAAAUGCUUUUGAACCGUAUGAGGUAGUGAUGGAGCAAACAAUUGCCGAAUCUAAGACCUACGAAACGAUGCAGGAUCUUAUCCAGCGGUGUGACUCAUUACUUCUGGCCCAGGUGGAAAUUUCAGCCGUGGAGCAGCAAAAAAUUUUGGAAAUUGAAGAGAUAAGACAGAACUUGUUUAAAGCCACAAAAACGGCACUGCACAUCAUCACGGGGCUUAACAAUGAUCUGUCGGAACUGCUGACACAGUACACGGUCGCGAAGGAGGAAGGCUUGCGCUGGGAAAAGUCGGUCAAUGUCGUUAAGAGCUAUAUGGUGGAAAACGAGGCUAAUGUGAACUGUCUACUGGAUGCGAUCAAUCACGUGUACAUCCUGUUGCGCAAGCGGCGUGGCUCACUCCCAAAGGCACCGCGAGGCGAUGUCGAAGCGCAGCUCGAUCACAUCAAGGAGGAGAUCGAGAUCCUGCACGAGGUACGCCAACUGGCCGCUGCCAAACAGGAGCACGAUGGCCACAGUUUGCGUGCGGAGAAGGGCACCGAACGACGCCGUGGUGGCGGCGCCCUGUGAGCUGGGUAAGAGCACUGUAGGCGACGAAGAAUGAGGCAUCUUGAACCAUCCGUGUUGGGAUUUUAUUU